This is a messenger RNA of Acanthosepion pharaonis, 2409 nucleotides long. NCBI's taxonomy places the organism in Eukaryota, Metazoa, Mollusca, Cephalopoda, Sepiida, Sepiidae. The record is from the annotation of a GenBank genome assembly.
AUGUCUUUCUUUUCUUUUCUUUUUCUCGCUGAAGGGAGUUCGCCGGAGUUACUAAUAUGUAGCUCCUUUUGUAGGGGUGUUCUUUCAAUGUCGUGGUACACCAGUAUUUGUUGCUUUAAUCUUAAAGCAGCCAUGGACCGUAAUCGUUAUCUGAAUUUCCCUAAAUCAGAAAUGAAAUUACCAGAUGUAUCAUCUGGAACCAACUCAUUGAAGUUCAACAAAGGAGGAGAUGGCCGCCCCAGAGGCUUUGGAUUUCAAGGAUUUGCCAUAAACAAAAAACCUGCAGAACCUUCUAAUGUUAAACCUCCUGGAACAGAUACGCUUGGUUUUGCACCUGGUAGUACUCUAUUCCCAGGUCGAUCAUAUAACUUUAGUACCAACAUUGGGAAGAAACGAGUGAAAAGUGAAGAAGAGUAUUUUGAGGAUGAAGAUGAAGAUAACCCUGACUUGGAAUACCAACCUGCCCCUGGUAGCCCUGGGGUUGAGAAAGAAUCUUCUGACAGUAGUGACAGUGAUGACCCAUUAGAUGCUUUCAUGGCUAGUAUUGAGAAAGAGGUGAAAGAUCAAGAUACUAAGGUGAAAAAAGAACCUAAAAAGACUGACAAAGGUGUGCGCGAGGACAUAGAACAAGAAGAUGAUCAAGAAUCAUAUUUUCGCUAUAUGGAAGAGAAUCCAACUGCUGGUCUUGUCAAAGAUGAUGACGAUGUAGAAAUGGAGUAUGAUGCAGAAGGCAAUGCUAUCAUUCCUGAAAAAAUGAAAAUUAUUGAUCCACUACCACCAAUUGAUCAUUCUGAAAUUACCUACUCAGAAUUUGAAAAGAACUUUUAUGAAGAACAUGAAGAAAUCAGUCAGCUCAGUGAUUCUCAAGUGGAAGAGCUUAAAGACAAGCUUGGCAUAAAAGUGACUGGUAUUUGUCCUGCAAAACCAGUCAGUAGCUUUGCUCAUUUUGGUUUUGAUGAGUCACUUAUGAAUGCAAUAAGGAAAUCUGAAUAUACUCAGCCAACCCCUAUACAAGGACAGGGAAUUCCUGUUGUUUUGUCAGGCAGAGAUAUCAUUGGAAUUGCCAAGACUGGUAGUGGCAAGACAGCUGCAUUUGUAUGGCCAAUGUUGAUUCACAUCAUGGAUCAAAAAGAACUUGAAGAAGGUGAUGGCCCUAUAGGUUUGAUAUUAGCUCCAACUAGAGAAUUAUCUCAACAAAUUUACCAUGAAGCUAAGAAAUUUGGGAAAGUUUACAAUAUCCGUGUUGUAUGUGCCUAUGGAGGUGGUAGCCUUUGGGAACAGUGUAAAGCUUGCCAAGAAGGAGCUGAAGUUCUUGUAGCAACACCAGGCCGAUUGAUAGAUCUUGUCAAAAAAAAGGCAACCAAUUUACAGAGAGUCACUUAUUUAGUUUUUGAUGAAGCUGACAGAAUGUUUGAUAUGGGUUUUGAAUCUCAAGUUCGCUCAAUUGCUAACCAUGUUCGACCUGACAGACAAACCUUGCUAUUCAGUGCAACAUUUCGUAAGAAAGUUGAGCGUUUGGCACGGGACAUACUGGCAGAUCCUAUUCGUGUUAUUCAAGGAGAACUUGGCGAGGCAAAUCGGGACAUUACUCAGUUGGUCGAUGUGUUACCUUCAGGACCUACAAAGUGGCGCUGGUUAAUGAAGCGACUUGUAGAAUUUACUACAUUGGGAAGCAUUCUAAUCUUUGUGACAAGAAAAAGCAAUGCUGAAGAAUUAGUCUCAAAUCUACAAAAUAAAGACUUUUCAGUGGGUCUCCUCCAUGGUGACAUGGAACAAGCUGAGAGAAAUAAAGUAAUCACAAUGUUUAAAAAGAAGGAAAUUCCUAUUUUAGUUGCAACAGAUGUAGCUUCUCGUGGUUUGGACAUACCCUCAAUUAAAACAGUUAUCAACUAUGAUGUGGCCAGAGAUAUUGACACGCAUACACAUCGUAUUGGUCGGACAGGCCGUGCUGGUGAGAAAGGUUAUGCUUAUACACUAGUCAAUGAAAAGGAUAAAGAUUUUGCUGGCCACUUAGUCCGUAACCUUGAGGGAGCCAACCAACAUGUGCCCCAGAGUCUAUUAGAUCUUGCAAUGCAGAAUGCUUGGUUUCGAAAGAGUCGUUUUAAGCAAGGUAAAGGCAAGAAAGUUAAUACAAUGGGCAGGAGUUUAGGCUACAGAGAACGCCCAGGACUUGGAGCAGAAAAUAGUUCAACUGUUCAGGAAUCCAGUUUUACCAACUAUAAACCAUCCCCAUCCACUGGACCCCAAAGUGAUCGCUUGGCUGCCAUGAAAUCAGCUUUUGCUGCACAAUUCAGGUCUAACUUUGUGGCUGCCACUGAUGAUGCUCCCUCAACUCCCAAGAGCAGUGAUACUUCUACUAAUGAUGCUCCCUCAGAGGGAAAACGAAGAAAAAAGAGUCGAUGGGAUUAA